UACAACAUAACAGCUUGAAGAUCUGUAGUAAUGUCUGGAAGAGGUAAGGGAGGUAAAGGGCUCGGCAAAGGAGGCGCUAAGCGUCACCGUAAAGUUCUGCGGGAUAACAUCCAGGGCAUCACCAAACCCGCCAUCCGUCGUCUCGCUCGCCGCGGCGGAGUCAAGCGUAUCUCCGGUCUGAUCUACGAGGAGACCCGCGGUGUGCUGAAGGUGUUCCUGGAGAACGUGAUCCGCGAUGCCGUGACCUACACCGAGCACGCCAAGAGAAAGACCGUCACCGCCAUGGACGUCGUGUACGCGCUGAAACGACAGGGACGCACUCUGUACGGCUUCGGAGGGUAAACACGUCCGUGUUAGCAGAAAACCCCAAAGGCUCUUUUAAGAGCCACCCACAUUUUCGAGAGGAGUACAUUUCAUUACGUUUUGCUAGAUAAUCAUUUUAGACGCAUACGUAAUCUAAACUUACUAAAAAUAAAGCUAUCUGUAACCAGUA
This is a messenger RNA of Carassius auratus (goldfish), 493 nucleotides long. Its product is annotated as histone H4. The record is from RefSeq and is a predicted model, not a curated record. Gene Ontology annotation, molecular function: structural constituent of chromatin; protein heterodimerization activity; DNA binding. Lineage: Eukaryota; Metazoa; Chordata; Actinopteri; Cypriniformes; Cyprinidae. The coding region runs from base 31 to 342 and encodes 103 amino acids. The transcript has a single exon. Gene Ontology annotation, cellular component: nucleosome.